CAAAGCAAUUCCCGUUUCAAAGUUCACGCUCUUGGGUCUAUUUCUUACUCCAUGCGAGAGUUUUAUUACCGGGCAAUGCAAUUUAGAGAUCAAAGAAGCUGAACUGAGGAUGCUACUUACAGUUUUGAGCGGUUGGCUUUACGUGGAGAAGAGGAGGCUCAGCCAGGUGUUCCCGGAAGGGGUGCGGAAACUAUGGGACGAUUGGGAGCUACGAAUACUGGUGCUCAUCAGCCUCUGCUUGCAAAUAUUACUGAUUAUGAUGGGCAACCGCAGAAAGUACAAUCCAAGAGCUUUGCUCAGAUUGUGUAUUUGGUCAGCCUACCUAAUGGCAGACUCGGUGGCGACUCUUGCGCUUGGUGUCCUCUCAAAUAAACUAGGAAAUUCCUGCACCUGUGCUGCAUCGUUAGCAACCAAUACCAACGAUGAUGAGCUCAUGGCAUUUUGGGCACCAUUUCUGCUGUUACACCUCGGCGGCCCAGACACAAUUACUGCUUAUGCUAUAGCAGACAAUGAGUUGUGGAUAAGGCACUUGCUUGGACUAGGUGUCCAGACGGGCGUGGCAUUGUAUGUCACUAUCACGGCCUGGAGUGGAACUCCGCUCUCCUUCCUCACCAUUCCCAUGCUUUUUGCUGGGUUAGUGAAGUAUGGAGAAAGGUCAUUGGCCUUGAGGUCUGCAAAUCGUGAGCAGUUUCUUGAUUCCUUGCUCAAUCCUCCCGACGCUGGCCCUAAUUAUGCAAAGUUCAUGGAGGAAUUCGCUUUGAAAAAGGUAGAGGGGUUUACUGUGUUGGCUAUUGAGGUAAUUGAGGUUGCUGAGCAGCCCGUUGCUGAGCAGCCCAUUGCUGGCAGUGGCGAGAGCAACAGUGCCGCCAAUGCAAGGAAAUUGUUGCCUGCUGCGGACAGCUUCUUCCAGAAUUUCAAGCGGCUCUUUGUAGAUCUUAUUCUUAGCUUCCAGGACCGAGAUAGGAGCCAGUCUUACUUCCAGAAUUCCACUUGGAAAAAUGCUUUUACGCUAGUUGAAAUCGAACUUGGAUUCGGGUAUGAUACUUUCUAUACCAAGGCACCUAUAAUAUACACUAUAUGGGGAUGUAUUUGCCGCUUCAUCACUUCCUCUUUCACCAUUGUAGUUUUUGUGUUCUUCCUGAUUGUUGAGAAGCACAAUCACCGGCAGAUUGAUCUCAUCAUUACUUACAUAUUGCUGGUUGGAGCUAUUCUUCUAGAAGUCUAUGCUGUCAUUUUGCUACUAUUCUCCGACAGGACAAAGCUAUGGUUGAGUAAGCAUAAACUCAAGUUUCCUGGAAAUCUUCGUUGUUUUCAACCCAUGGUCUCUAGAAUAACCUCUUGCUUUCAACCUAUCAUUUCUUGUUUUAAGCCAUUGUUUUCUAGAAUAAUCUCUUGCUUCCAACCUACCGUUUCUCGAUUGAUCUCUUAUUUUCGACCGAUUACUUCUCUAGUAAGCUUUUGUUUUCGCAUUAUUUGUAGACUGGUCUCUUCUUUUCUACCGUCUAAGGAACAGAGGUGGUCAAAUUCCUUGGCUCAAUACAAUUUGCUAAGCUUUUCCCUUAAGGAUAAGCCCGUCCCUCUUCUAGAUGAUAAACCCGACCUUUUUCAAAAGAUUGUGAAACGUUCACCUAUUUAUGACACAUUUGAGAAUCGCUGGUAUAAAAGCCAUUGCAAAAUCUCGGACGAUUUGAAAAGGUUGAUCUUCGAGCACUUCCAGAAGAAAUCAAAGGUCAAGAAAGAAAAAACAGAGUAUGGCAAAUAUAUCGCGUCUUUAUGUAGUGCCAGAGGCGGUCUUGUUUUUAAAGAAGAAAAGUAUGAAUGUUCCUCCUCAUUCGAUUGGAGCACUGAGGUAGAAUUCGACCAAAGCAUUCUUAUCUGGCACAUUGCUACUGAUCUCUGCUAUCACUCAGAUGGUGGUAAAAACAUUGCUGCCCAAAAUCCGACAUGUCAAGGGAGCAAGAACCUUUCGGACUACAUGUUGUAUCUUUUAGUCAUGUGUCCUUUCUUGUUGCCAAUUGGUAUUGGGAGGAUGAGGUUUCGAGACACUUGUAAGGAGGCCCAGGAAUUUUGCAAGGAAAAAGGCUUAUCAUCGAAAGAGAAGGAAGUCCUUCAAAACAUGUUGCUCCAAGUGAGUACUGAAGUUGAACCAACAAAGGUGAAAGGGGACAGGAGCAAAUCCGUGCUAUUCGAUGGGUGUAUGCUUGCAAAUCAAUUGCAGAAGAAAAUGGUGGAGAAAGAGAAGAAGUGGGAGUUUGUUUGUAACGUGUGGAUUGAGAUCCUGGGUUACGCUGCUAGUCACUGCAGAGGAUAUUAUCAUGCUCAGCAGCUUGCCAAAGGCGGGGAGCUCCUCACUCACGUCUGGCUUCUUAUGGCGCAUCUCGGCAUUACCGAACAAUUUCAAAUCAACCGAGGCCAUGCCAGAGCCAAGUUGGCUGUGUACUGAUGAUUAUGUUUUUCUUUUUUA
Molecule: messenger RNA, 2464 nt
Organism: Alnus glutinosa
Lineage: Eukaryota; Viridiplantae; Streptophyta; Magnoliopsida; Fagales; Betulaceae
Exons: 3
Coding region: 110-2443 (777 amino acids)
Source: RefSeq, a predicted model, not a curated record